CCAAGCCUAGUUCUCCCUUCAAAAAGAGAAGCCAAGUUCUAAUUUACAAUAAUAGCAUUUUGGUUACAAACCCUGUGGCACCAUUGUUGCCAUUACUGUCACUGUUAUGGCCAUUGAUCUAUCAAGAAUUUCUCUCCGUCCCUUUAAGCUAACAGACGUGGAUGAUUUCAUGUUAUGGGCAGGUGAUGAUCAAGUUACACGGUUCCUCCGAUGGAAGACUUUUACAUCUAAGGAGGAGGCUUUGACUUUCAUCAAUGAUGUUUGCAUACCCCAUCCAUGGCGUCGAUCCAUAUGCAUCGAUGACCGUUCGAUCGGCUUCAUCUCCAUUUUCCCAGGAUCGGGUGAUGACAGGUGUAGGGCUGAUAUGGGGUAUGGUAUAGCCACAAAGUACUGGGGCCAGGGAAUAACUACCAAGGCAGUGAAGACUGCUCUCUCACAAGUGUUCAAGGACUUGCCUAAUUUGGUAAGGUUGCAAUCUUUUGUUGUUGUAGAGAAUAUAGCAUCUCAAAGGGUCCUAGAAAAAGCUGGGUUCCUCAAGGAGGGUAUGCUGAGGAAGUAUACCUAUCUUAAGGGGAAUUUAGAGGACUUGUUUGUCUACAGCUUUUUAGCCACAGACUCCUUCCCAGUUGUUGACCCUUAGAUUGUUGUGGAAGAAGUAUUGCUAUUGGUAUGAUGAUUAAGUGGAAAAUUCUACCCUGCAGUCAUUACAAUGACUUCUACAAAAUUUGGAAAGUAAUGCAUGUAGCACUCAACCUAUAAGGUUGCACUAUUCAAAUUUUAAUGGUUUGUAGGUCAAUAGAAUAACUUUGCGUAUAAUGAUGUAUGUGAUGUAAUGUAUACAUUUUCUUUGAUGUAUUGUGUUUAUGGUAUUUUGUGUGAUUUUUAUUGCCAAUGAUUUCAUCAAGAUGAUUUGGCUAUGGAAAUACAGAGUUGAAAUGUCCAAUUAUUUUUUAUAA
Molecule: messenger RNA, 956 nt
Organism: Quercus robur (English oak)
Lineage: Eukaryota; Viridiplantae; Streptophyta; Magnoliopsida; Fagales; Fagaceae
Exons: 1
Coding region: 107-640 (177 amino acids)
Molecular function (GO): acyltransferase activity, transferring groups other than amino-acyl groups
Source: RefSeq, a predicted model, not a curated record